Messenger RNA from Cucurbita maxima (winter squash), 3217 nucleotides. RefSeq names its product FT-interacting protein 1. NCBI's taxonomy places the organism in Eukaryota, Viridiplantae, Streptophyta, Magnoliopsida, Cucurbitales, Cucurbitaceae. The coding region runs from base 575 to 2899 and encodes 774 amino acids. The record is from RefSeq and is a predicted model, not a curated record. The transcript has 3 exons.
AAAGCAACAGAGAUAGAUAUCCACCGCACCUGUGAGCUCCCAUGGUGGUUCUUCACACGCUUCUUUGGGCCCCUCCACCUCCACCUCUUCCAUACUAAAUACUCUCUCCACCCCUCCUAACAAUUUCUGUAUAUUUCUCGCAGAUUCAUCAGAUCCCAACCCAUAAAGCAAAUUCUGCAAAAAGCAAAAGCAUUCCUGCUCUGCAAACCCCUCUUUCCUUUGCUUUCCCCCUCUCCUUUUCUCUUCUUUUCCUUCUUUUCCCUCUUUAUCCUCACCCCUUCAUUCCCUUCUCUUCGUUAAACAUCACCACUUUCUCUUUUCCUCUCCUGGGGUUCUGUCGGCGAUGAUUUUUUUCCCUCCAAAAUCCCUCUCAAUCGCCCUCACCCCAUUUUAGGGUUCUGGCACAUAGAUCUGAUACUAUCCGACAGGAACUGUUUGGAUUUCUUUGUACUACUUUUGAGGCUUCUGAGAACUUUUUGACAUAAUUUGGAUUCAGCUUCAGAUUCUGUGAGGAAAUCGGACUGUUUUCGACUGCUAGUUAUUUCAGAUUCGGGUCUUUUUCCGUAUCACCGAGAUGAUGCAGAGGCCACCACCGGAGGACUUUCUAUUGAAGGAGACCAAUCCCCAUCUUGGUGGGGGUAAGGUCACCGGAGAUAAGCUCACGAGCACGUAUGACCUCGUUGAGCAAAUGCAGUAUCUCUACGUUCGUGUUGUAAAAGCGAGAGAUUUGCCUGGAAAGGAUGCUACAGGCAGCUGUGACCCUUAUGUGGAAGUAAAGCUCGGAAACUACAAGGGUACGACUCGACAUUUUGAGAAGAAGUCAAAUCCUGAAUGGAACCAGGUUUUUGCGUUUUCGAAAGAUCGGAUUCAGUCUUCAGUGCUUGAGGUUACUGUGAAGGAUAAAGAUUUUGUGAAGGAUGAUUUCAUGGGUCGUGUUUUAUUCGACAUGAAUGAGAUUCCAAAACGUGUUCCACCCGACAGUCCAUUGGCUCCUCAAUGGUAUAGAUUGGACGACAAAAAAGGCGUUAAACUGAAAGGAGAGCUAAUGUUGGCUGUUUGGAUGGGCACUCAAGCUGAUGAAGCAUUUCCUGAAGCGUGGCAUUCAGAUGCUGCGACCGUUAGUGGAACCGAUGGUCUAGCGAAUAUCCGAUCGAAGGUGUAUCUUUCACCCAAGCUCUGGUAUUUACGGGUUAACGUCAUCGAAGCUCAGGACUUACAGCCUACUGAUAAGGGUCGAUACCCGGAAGUCUUUGUGAAGGCUAUCCUGGGAAAUCAAGCUUUGAGAACACGAAUUUCGCAGAACAGAACAAUCAAUCCUAUGUGGAAUGAGGAUUUGAUGUUUGUAGCUGCAGAACCAUUCGAGGAACCACUGAUUUUGAACGUUGAGGACCGUGUUGCUCCAAAUAAGGAUGAAACCCUUGGUCGAUGUGCAAUUCCUUUGCAAUACGUUGACCGGAGAUUGGACCAUAAACCCAUCAACAGCAAAUGGUUCAAUCUCGAGAAGCAUGUCGUCCUUGAAGGCGAAAAGAAAAAAGAACUCAAGUUCGCUAGCCGAAUUCAUAUGAGGAUCUGUUUGGAAGGCGGUUACCAUGUUUUGGAUGAAUCUACACACUACAGCAGUGAUCUUCGACCUACGGCGAAAGUAUUGUGGAAGCAGAGCAUUGGGGUGUUGGAGUUGGGUGUCCUCAACGCUCAGGGACUGAUGCCUAUGAAGACUAAAGACGGUCGUGGGACGACAGAUGCAUAUUGUGUAGCGAAAUACGGGCAGAAGUGGGUUCGAACUAGGACGAUCAUCGAUAGCUUCACACCGAAGUGGAAUGAGCAGUACACUUGGGAAGUUUUUGAUCCUUGUACGGUGGUUACGAUCGGUGUUUUUGAUAAUUGUCAUUUGCACGGAGAUAAAGGUGCAGGGACGAAAGAUUCACGGAUCGGGAAGGUGAGGAUACGUCUUUCAACUCUCGAAACGGAUCGGGUUUACACACAUUCGUAUCCUCUUCUAGUUUUACAUCAAAAUGGAGUGAAGAAGAUGGGUGAGAUACAUUUGGCAGUGAGGUUCACUUGCUCAUCCUUACUGAACAUGAUGCAUAUGUACACACAUCCUCUGCUUCCCAAAAUGCAUUACAUUCAUCCUUUGACCGUGAGCCAGCUCGAUAGCUUAAGGCAUCAGGCGACUCAGAUUGUAUCGAUUAGACUGAGCCGGGCCGAGCCACCGUUGAGGAAAGAGGUAGUCGAAUAUAUGCUGGACGUCGGCUCCCACAUGUGGAGUAUGCGAAGAAGCAAAGCGAAUUUCUUCAGGAUUAUGGGAGUUUUAAGUGGAUUAAUAGCAGUAGGGAAAUGGUUUGAUCAAAUUUGCAACUGGAAAAACCCGAUUACCACCGUACUGAUACACAUCCUGUUCAUAAUACUCGUCAUGUACCCCGAGCUCAUCCUGCCCACCAUUUUCCUCUACCUGUUCUUGAUCGGAGUUUGGUACUACCGAUGGAGGCCGAGGCAUCCGCCACACAUGGACACCCGUCUGUCACACGCAGACUCUGCACACCCUGAUGAACUCGAUGAAGAAUUUGACACAUUCCCGACAUCGAGGCCUGGUGACAUAGUGAGGAUGAGGUACGACCGACUAAGGAGCAUUGCUGGGAGGAUUCAGACCGUUGUUGGCGAUUUGGCGACUCAAGGAGAAAGGCUGCAGUCCUUGCUUAGCUGGAGAGACCCGAGAGCGACAGCCCUGUUUGUUCUGUUCUGUCUUGUUGCUGCCAUUGUCUUAUACGUUACACCGUUCCAAGUUGUGGCGCUGCUGACUGGAUUUUAUGUGUUGAGACACCCCAGAUUCCGGCAUAAGCUCCCCUCUGUGCCACUCAACUUCUUCAGGAGGCUGCCUGCAAAGACAGAUUGUAUGUUGUGAUAAGAGCCUGAUUACCGACCAAUGUCUGCAGCUCCCCUCCCAUAAUCUUGGAACGACCGUCAUCGACAUCAUCGACAUCACCAUGGUAUCGCUGUUUUUUCUGCAUUCGUCUCUCAGUUAGAUAAUCUAAUCAAGGCAGGGAAGAAAGGGAAAAAAAAAAAAAAAAAAAAAAAAGCAAAAGCACAGUCUUGUUUGCUUCGUGAAUCUAGAGUGUCUGAUUUUUUGUUCUUUUAUGUGUUUUUUCUUUUGUUUCCUUCCUCUGUGGAUCAUGUUAAACUCUUUUCAUAUGUCCAUAAAAUGCUGUUAAGCUCCCUCCCA